AUGGAUACAACAAAUUCAGAAUUGCAAGUUGACAUCGGUCAAGGUUCAAGUCCAAACCCUGAGCAAACUCUGCCAUCCCAAAGGGUUGAAGAUUUGCAAGCUGAAAUUGAGCGACUUCGUGCUCAUAUUCGGUCUACAACGGAGGCUCCACAAUCACCACCGGUCCCUCUACCAACUUUCUACGGGAGUACGGGACUCCCUGGAUCCUCUAACGACCAUCGGAAUGGCAUACCGGCAGCAACUGAAGCAGCGGCCCGGGAUGUCCCCCCAGUUGUUCCUCACUUCGAAGAACUCCCUCCCGCGGGGACAUUUUCUCAACCAAGUACCGGUCGGCCCCUGGCUUUGGCUAUUCUAAAUGAGCCAUACCCAGGAAAUAUCCAUAUACCCAACCUUCCGGAGUACAAUGGCACCACCGACCCAGAAUAUCAUCUCAGUUCCUUUGAGAUAUUGAUGCCGCUUAUUGGUGCCUCUGAUGCCACCAUGUGUAAAAUAUUUCCCGCCACUCAUGGAGGAGACGCUCGUCGAUGGUACUCUCAGCUUCGCAAUGGUAUCAUCAACAACUUCACCGAAUUUUCCACACUAUUCUAG
Molecule: messenger RNA, 588 nt
Organism: Linum trigynum
Lineage: Eukaryota; Viridiplantae; Streptophyta; Magnoliopsida; Malpighiales; Linaceae
Source: the annotation of a GenBank genome assembly